GGGCGACUAGUACGAGAGCGUCUGGUGUAUUAUCUGCUCAGUCCCUUGAAGCUUCCAGUAUAUUCCUCCUUACCGUUUUGUAUGCUAACUCGUAGUUUGCUAAUAAAUACCUCUUUGCUUCCUACUUUGUCGUUCCAGGAAUCCCACAAGAUGCAGUCAUUACUUCGCUGGGGUAUCGAGCACUCAACGGAUGCCAAUGGCAAUCCGACGCCACCUGCAGAAACUCGAAAGGAUCUCGAUCCUGCUAUUAUUGACGAGAUAUUAGGCAGGCCAGAUUCGGAGCUGCUGAAAGAGAAUCUUGCGAUCGCUCUCGACGAGAAGCGAGAGCUAGAUGAUCGACUUCAGGCAUUGGACAAUUUCGAAAUGCUCAUUGAACAUAUUGACAAUGCAAACGACUUGGAAAAGCUCAAAAUGUGGGAACCACUACACAACCUCUUGACGUCGGAUUCUUCGGACGACGAGAUCAAGAGGCUGGUGUUGUGGAUCGUGGGGACAGCGGUACAAAACAAUCCCUCUGCUCAGACCUCGUAUCUCGCAUUAUCACCGAUUCCCGCCUUACUUUCGUUCCUUUCACCAUCCAUCAUUUCAUCCAAAACUCGAUCAAAGGCUGUAUAUGCGUUGUCCGGCCUGUUGAAGCACAACGCCGCGGCUGUGCAUCAAUUGCACGACGCUGACGGCUGGGAGGUUCUAAAAAGCGCACUCGAAGACUCCGACAUCACAGUUCGAAGAAAAGUGGCGUUCUUGCUGAACAGCCUGCUUAUUCCAAACGAAUCCGAACAACAAGCGGCAGCAGCAGCAGCAGCUAUCCCUACCCUAGCUCCAAGCACGUCCAAUGCACCCCCUAGCUCCGCAACCUCAAUAAUGCUGCACCCGUCGGCAACCUCAUCUCCUGACUCCACAAGUACUAAUGUCCGUCCGCCGGAAACCGUGAACGUAGUUCAUCCGAAUUCGCACGCAUCGAUGUCAGCGGACCUCGGCUUCUUCUCAACCUCUGCGGAUACAAGAAAGGCAUUAGAGGAGAAAGGUAUCUUGAAGACAUUAAUUGAUGGGAUUGUUUCGCCGGUCCCGCAUGGGCCUGACGGCGAGACAGAGGGUGAUUUGGACUUUGAGCAGAAGGUCAUCAGGUAAUGUUCUGAGCACAUAUCUGGUCUCGCUCCAUGGUCAGUUACCGGCCGACCAGAAAGCAAAACUUGCACGGUUUGUGAGGGAGCAUAGUGAUCAGGCAGGCGGUGAUGUACACUUGGGGGAGAAGUGGGGUGUGGCAACUGAGGAUAUUGUGAGCCUGGGGCGGGCUCUGACAUGAAAUAAUGGUCUCAUGUGCUGUAUGGGUUGAUGUUCUACUACUUACUAGGUUCAGUAAUUAUGUAUGUGAGUAUCACUCUGCUAUCCAUGAGAGAAAUAGUACAAUAGACAUACAGCCAGGAUAGGUAUGAACUGUCUCAGAUAACGAAGGGUAGAAUACUGCAAAGAGGGAGUAGUGAAAAGAUGGAAAGAGAACAAGUGGCAGAUACAAUAAAUAAUAUAUAGAGUGAGAACCAUUGGAGAAUAUAGAUUACUAAGUUUCAGAGAAAAUAGUGAAGUGAAGAAUAUAGAUAAAGAGCAGAACAAUAUGUGAUAGAUAUAGACCAUAUUCAUAGGAACCUCAGCAAUAUCAGCAGAAAUGGGUUCUUCAUGGUUUUGAGUAUCAGAGGAUCUGUAUUACUGAUCCUGAGUAUUGCAAAGACAAAUAAGAUAAAAAUGCAAUC
Messenger RNA from Somion occarium, 1745 nucleotides. The record is from the annotation of a GenBank genome assembly. NCBI's taxonomy places the organism in Eukaryota, Fungi, Basidiomycota, Agaricomycetes, Polyporales, Cerrenaceae.